Molecule: messenger RNA, 1047 nt
Organism: Lathyrus oleraceus (garden pea)
Lineage: Eukaryota; Viridiplantae; Streptophyta; Magnoliopsida; Fabales; Fabaceae
Exons: 2
Coding region: 1-1047 (348 amino acids)
Source: RefSeq, a predicted model, not a curated record
AUGAGCAACACUCUAAAAAUUGAUGGUCACACCGAAGAAGCUAAGAAUUUGAGAAUGUUCCCGUUCACCUUAGCGGAAGAAGUCGAAGAAUGGUUCUAUUCUCUACCAGCCGGUAGCAUCACAUCUUGGGAAGAGAUGGAAAAAGCCUUCCUGAAUGAGUAUUUUCCAGCGUCGAUUUUUCUGCGGAAGAGAUAUGAAAUUCUAAAUUUUAAGCAGAAGGACGGGGAAACUUUGGGAGACACAUACAAGAUAUUCAAGAGAGUCUUGGUCGCCUGCCGAACUCAUAAUAUGGAUCCAAUCGAACAGAUGCAGAUGUUUAUGAAUGGUCUCAAAAUAAAGACUAAACAGUUUAUUGAUACCGCACCUGGUGGCUCUACUAAUUUCUCAACAGCCACUGGUAUCAAGAAGAUCAUUGAAGCUAUUGCUGCUAAUGAGCACUUGGAGUUGUACGAUAGAUGUCCAAGUAAACCAGAAGGCGUUAUCGAUUUAAAGAUGGAAACCAAUAAAAUCCGUAUCGAAGAUACUAUAGCUGCUGAAGUUGAGAAGAAGCUGAAGGCGAUGAAUAUAGAACCGAGUUGGAAGAAUCAUCCCAACUUCUCAUGGAAAGACCAGAAAGGGAAUGCUCCUCAACACUAUCAAUACCAAACUCAAUAUCAGCAACAACAUCAACAACAAGCCCCUAAGAAAGCUGAUUGGAAUAUUGCCAUUGAAAGAAUGGCAACUCAUAAUGUUCAAUUCCAAGAAGAAACCCGACACAAUCAGAAAAACACCAUAGCAUCCACAAAAAAUCUUGAAGUCCAGAUGGGUCAAAUAACACAGCAAUUAGCCUCGAGUUCUCAAGCACAGGGUGCUCUACCUAUUGUAACUGUGACAAAUCCUAGAGAGCAUAAUAAUGUGAGCAUUGUGACAACAAGAAGUCGUAAAUCUGAUGAAGUAGUUAAGGAGAUGGAUGAAGAGGAAGAUCAAUUGACCGAAGUGGAUCUUGAGAUCAAAGAAAAUGAAGUUGUAAGGGAAGAAUUGGUGGCAUUGAAACCAGUAGUGAAAUAA